This is a messenger RNA of Eucalyptus grandis, 1339 nucleotides long. Its product is annotated as isoflavone reductase homolog. NCBI's taxonomy places the organism in Eukaryota, Viridiplantae, Streptophyta, Magnoliopsida, Myrtales, Myrtaceae. Gene Ontology annotation, molecular function: oxidoreductase activity. The record is from RefSeq and is a predicted model, not a curated record. Bases 123 to 1061 code for a protein of 312 amino acids. The transcript has 4 exons.
CUGUGUCUCUGUCUGUGUCUCUGUCUCUCUGUCUCUCUGUGUCUCUGUCUCUGUCUCUCUCUCUCUCUCUCUCUCCAUUCAUCAACUCAAAGAACUAGGAUAGCUCUCCCACCUCACAUCACAUGGCGAAGAGCAAGGUCCUCAUCGUAGGCGGCACCGGCUACAUGGGGCGGAGGCUCGUGCGGGCAAGCCUGGACCAGGGACACCCCACGUACAUCCUCCAGCGGCCCGAGAUCGGCCUCGACAUCGACAAGCUCCAGAUGCUGCUGUCCUUCAAGAGGAGCGGCGCCCACCUCAUCGAGGGCUCGUUCUCAGACCCAAGGACCCUCGUCGAUGCCGCGAGGCAGGUCGACGUUGUCAUCUCUGCCAUGUCGGGCGUCCACUUCCGGAGCCACAACCUCCUGCUGCAGCUCAAGCUCGUGGAGGCCAUCAAAGAAGCUGGAAAUGUUAAGCGGUUCUUGCCGUCGGAGUUCGGGACGGACCCAUCCCGCAUGGGUCAUGCACUUGAACCAGGAAGGGUCUCUUUCGAUGAGAAGAUGGAGGUGAGAAAAGCAAUUGAAGAGGCUAAAAUCCCUUUCACAUAUAUCUCGGCCAACUGCUACGCUGGUUAUUUUGUGGGCAGUCUCUGUCAACUAUCAACUCUCACUCCACCAAAAGAAACCGUAUGUCUUUAUGGAGAUGGCAACGUAAAAGCUAUCUUUCUCGAUGAAGAUGAUAUCGCAACGUACACAAUAAAAACGAUUGAUGAUCCGAGAACACUGAACAAGACUGUGUACCUGAGGCCACCUGAGAACAUUGUGUCCCAAAGACAACUGGUGGAGCUGUGGGAGAAGGUCAGUGGAAGGACCCUGGAGAAGAGAAGCAUUUCUGCAGAAGACUUCCUUGCCUCCAUGAAAGGAUUGGGCUAUGCAGCGCAAGUGGGAAUGGGCCAUUUCUACCACAUAUUCUAUGAAGGCUGCUUGACAAACUUUGAAAUUAGCGAAGAUGGAGAAGAAGCUUCCCAGCUUUAUCCUGAAGUUCAAUAUACCCGCAUGGAUGAAUACCUGAAGAUUUAUGCAUGAUCGUACUAAGAAGAAGAUUUGCCAUCGAUGACCGUGCUCUUUUCAGUCUCAGGAGAAAAUAAAGACCAUCUCAGAGCAUUCCUACAAUGGUUCAAGCCAACGUUUUCCGGGUAAUUCAAUAGUUGUUUCUUGUAAUUUGUGAAAAUAAGAUAACUCACGCUUGUAAGUCGACUUAAAAAUUCAGAUAUUGCCAAUAGGCACUCUUCUGUUUCAUAAUAUAGCUCCCAGUCAUUUGAGGACAUUCCAGUUACAGAGAAGAAGCAAUUUGUGCAUUUCUA